Apiotrichum porosum is the source of this 1686-nucleotide messenger RNA. RefSeq lists its product as uncharacterized. The record is from RefSeq and is a predicted model, not a curated record. The transcript has 3 exons. The coding region runs from base 1 to 1686 and encodes 561 amino acids. NCBI's taxonomy places the organism in Eukaryota, Fungi, Basidiomycota, Tremellomycetes, Trichosporonales, Trichosporonaceae.
AUGGUACAACAGAAUGCGGACCAGAGCGUCACUGUCAACCUUCCAGCCGACCCUGAGAAAGUCGAUUACAUUAAAUUGCCCAAGUCCAUCGCGAAACUCAAAGAGCACUUUCAAGACGCAGGUGACAAAAUCACCCUUGUGGCCUCGAAGGCCAAGCCUGACGGGUUCGAAAAAUUCGAGAAUGCUGAAGGAGAGGAGGUAGUCCUCACCAACAACCACGUCUUUGAGGUAACGUCAGUCACCUCAAAAGGUGCAGAGCUUCUUAGCCCUUGGUACAGGUCAAUGACCAAACAUUACGACUGGGAAGACCUCAAGGGCAACCUCAUCGAAAUCGCCAAGGCGGAUAUUCCGCCCGUCCAACCAAACAACCGUCGCCAAGCAGCCAGUUGCCCAUCCCCUCAGGCUAAAGCCCAAGCCGCUGCAGAGGCAGCCGCCGCCGCGGCUGAAACUGCAGCUGUAGCUGGGGAACCUGCUGCCGCUGUAGCUGCCGCCGUAGCCGCAGUAGAAGGAGCUGGACCCGUAGCUGCAGCUGCAGCGGCAGCAGUUGAGGCUGGCCUCGACCCUUUUGCAGUCGCUGCAGCCGCUAAAGCAGCCGCGGAAGAUGUUUACAACAGUGAUUUUUCAUCGUCCACCGACUCUUAUGGGUCAGCGCCGGCUACCGACGGCCGGAUUAAAACAUUCAUGCCUACCGUGGCGACCACCAGGUCUGCUCAGUCGAUGGGAACAGAGGAUGGGCCAUCGGCAACGGUGACUCCUGCAGACAGCACCCCAAGCCCUGCUCCGGAAUCGUCCCCGCUUUCUGAUUCCACAAGCACGACUUGGACAGAGAGCAACCCAACCCCUGUCGCCGAACCGUCCCCUUCUGCAGAUUCAACACUCACGCCGUCGAUGCCGUCCACCGAGAUGCCCACCAGCCAAGCUCCCUCAGACGAGGAGACGGCGGCCACUCCUGCGCCAUCGACCUUUGUGUCCCCAGAAGUGCCACCGAGUACUUUUGUGACUCCCAGUCCCGACGUGACUGAGAGUCCCAGUCCAGAAGUGGCUGAUACCCCGAGUCCAGAAGUGCCAGGGAGUACUUCUGUGACUGAUACUCCCAGUCCCGAAGUGACUGAGAGUCCCAGUCCCGACGUGACUGACAGUCCCAGUCCCGACGUGACUGAGAGUCCCAGUCCCGACGUGACUGACAGUCCCAGUCCCGACGUGACUGACAGUCCCAGUCCCGACGUGACUGACAGUCCCAGUCCCGACGUGACUGACAGUCCCAGUCCCGACGUGACUGAUACCCCCAGUCCAGAAGUGCCAGGCAGCACUUCUGUGACUGAUACUCCCAGUCCCACAGCAAUGGAAUCCCAGCCGACGCCAUCAACGACCCCCACAACAAACGUUUAUCUUACCCACCCGCCUUACCCGAUACCCGUUGUAUCCUCCCUCACGUCUACCACCACAGACAACGUCUACCUUACCCACCCACCGUACCCGAUACCUCCUAUCCCACCCUGUGCAACAUCGCAGUGCUUCACUACCGAACCCACCACCCCGCCCACUGAUCCCCCAACGCUCGUUGAGCCAACCCCUACACCAACUCCUUCACCCUCAUCGUCUUUCAGCUUCGACGAUCCCAUUACAGGUGCCAUGUGUAUUGCCCCCGACGGACUGGGUAUGAUGCCCUGUCCUACCUGGAAUUAG